Patiria miniata (bat star) is the source of this 2041-nucleotide messenger RNA. Its product is annotated as UDP-galactose:fucoside alpha-3-galactosyltransferase-like. Gene Ontology annotation, molecular function: glycosyltransferase activity. The transcript is spliced from 4 exons. Gene Ontology annotation, cellular component: Golgi apparatus. The coding region runs from base 349 to 1359 and encodes 336 amino acids. The record is from RefSeq and is a predicted model, not a curated record. Lineage: Eukaryota; Metazoa; Echinodermata; Asteroidea; Valvatida; Asterinidae.
UCCAACAGUUGACUGCAAUUGUCAGCAUGGUGAAUACAUUCGCCAGGUGAACGUGUGGUCGCGGAUCGCGGAGUAAACAAGCUGCGUUUCCAAUCACUUGUUUGGCUUCUCGCAUUGACCGGAGGUCAUGCAAAGUUUCGUCCGCCUAUAGAUCUUUCUAGUUACGAUCGAACGAUCAUACCCACGUUGAGGAAUAUAGUUUCUUGACGAGAUUCGCUAGAUACUUCGAUCACAGUGUACUGAUUAUAAGCGGAAUCUCUCAAUAAGGAGGAAUAUUGACCAUACAGUCAUACAGGCUCCCACACCAGAGGCGCGGAACUACGGGAGCUUUUUUCAGUCAGUUUCAAGAUGAGGAAUCACCUCUGCUGUUCCAUGAGCAAACUUCUGUCAGCAAGGUGCCUCUGCCGUGCCGCUCUUGUAGUGUUAUUUUCGGUUACGUUUGCUAGUGUUGGUUUAUGGAUUCAUUCCAAGACGCUACUUGAUGUGACUCGCGGGGUGCCGCCAGAAAGUUUAAAUGAAGCAUCGUUCUUAAGACAUGAGGCCGAGUUCGAGAAGCAAGACCACCUGUUGACUGUCAAACCGUCAUCACGUGCAUCUUCCUUUGCUGACGAAGUUCGAGCUCUGGCCAAGGCCUUACCAGAGCGGAAGAUUGUCCUGACCACAACCAAUUCGGGAUUCCUAGAUUUCACCCAGAACAUGCUGUUGAGCAUCCAGCGAGUCGGGAUCCAUCCGGAAGUGGUUGUGAUUUGCGAGGAUACGGCAACUUACAAGACCCUCCGGCUCAAUGAUUCUUACGGAGUCCACGUUUUGAAACCCACCAAUGCCAUUCCUGAGGCGGGAGAAGCGCUCAGCUUUGGCGUACAUGACUACGUCACAUUUAUCAAUAACAGGCCCAAGUAUACACAUGAGUUCAUCAAGCAAGGCUUCGAGGUCUUUUUCAUCGAUUCAGACACUUUCUGGUUCAACGACCCGUUUCCGUAUUUCAAAGGGGACCAGUACGACGUUGCCUUCAUGAGGGAUUACCGCAGAGUUUUCAAUGCUGGGGUAGGGUUCUACCGACCCACCAACCGCACCGAGUACUUCUUGCGAUUCUGGAUCUGGAUCCUGGAGACCCAGCCCAAGCACAGACAAGACCAGCACGUCUUGAACUACCUCCUCUCCUCCAAGCUUAACGCUGGCAUCAAGGUCAGAUCUCUGAGCUUCCAAGUUUUCCCAACUGGCAAGAUUUUAUACGACUGGGAUCAUGAAGUAUGCAGAAACGUCACCAAGAAAACGGCACUCUUUCACGCUGCCUUUAUAGCCAACCAUGACAACAAAAAGAAAGUCUUUGAUAUCUGUAAGAUAUGGCUACUAAAUUGAACCACCUCCCCCACGAAAUAAAAUAAUGCCUAAGACAUUGAGGAUGAAACAAGCUAAAUCGCACAUGACAAUGCGAUAACAGUAAAAUGCGCUUCUUUUCCUUUUACAAGAUUUGGUAAAACUGGACAUCCGCAUAGCACAUAACUUCAAACUUCAAAAUAAAAUAGUGAUGAUAUAGGCCUAUUAUUACGCAAUCAGAAAGUUAAAUCUGUUACUAUACGAUAUGUGUUUGCAAUAUAAAAUGAUAUUGUAAACACAAUCAACAUGUGUAAAUAAUUGAAACAAAUAUUUGUUGACACACAAAAAGUCGCUCCAAAUAAUGUCUAUAGAACUAUCUUUUUGCAUAAUCCAAAUGUACAUAAAGUUAGGGCCUGUACGUCUAAAAAUUAUAUCCAAAUUAUGUUGAUUAUAAGUUGCACUGUGCAUAUACCUUAGUUUACUUUUCUACAUUUAUGUUUGUUAUAAGUCAUGAUGUUGUUUACCUGUAUGAUUUUAUUUGUUUUUGUUUGUUUCAUUAACUUGUUAAAGUGAUUUUUGAUAUUUCCAACUUGUUAAGGGCCUUGUUGAAGACUUCUUUUAUGUUACCCUAGAUAAAGAUAAACACUUAAACUUACAAUGGCGGUUAUUAAAUUUCCAUCAGGACUUUGUACAUGGAUUAUUAAAGUUGGAAUGAUGAAAUAAA